UACCCUUUUGUAAUAACAAAGGAAAGUCUUGGACUUCCCCAAAACAUUUUCCUAGGCUUGGCUUCUUCGCGGAACAGCUGAGUGAACUUCCCGCGUGUGAAGAUUAGAAAGCAUAUCCAUGGCUAGCAGUGCAUCUUCAGCGUCACACCACGCUCCCAAAAUUCUCUUAGCCAAGCCUGGGCUCAUUACUUCAGGCAAAUUCAAUCGCGGCGGCGCUGAUGAUGACCCCACCGCGCAUCGGUCUCGUAUUCCGCCAAUCGGUUCUCUCAACCUCGUUUCCGACUCCUGGGAGUUCAACGCUGAUCGAUUCCUCCCAUUUCUAACUGAUAAUACAGAUUUUACUGUGGUGGGGGUGAUUGGCCCGCCAGGGGUGGGAAAGUCGACCAUAAUGAAUGAAAUUUAUGGAUUGGAUUCUAACUCUGCUGGAAUCCUCCCUCUGUUUGCAAUACAAUCAGAAGAAACAAGAGCAAUGGCUAAGCAUUGCACUGCUGGAAUUGAAGCUCGGGUUUCAUCUGAGCGGAUUAUUCUCCUUGAUGCUCAGCCUGUUUAUAGUCCAUCACUUUUAGCUGACAUAAUAAGGCCAGAUGGCUCGUCCACCAUCUCUGUGAUAGCUGGUGAAUCCCUUUCUGCUGAGCUGGCUCAUGAACUUAUGAGUAUCCAGGGAUUUCUAUAGCUUGGUGUGUAUCUUUCAUCCAUUUGUCACAUUAUCAUUGUGGUAUCAGAAGGUGUUCACAAUUUGAGCAUGUGGCAGUUAAUGUCCACGGUGGACUUGCUAAAACAUGGCAUACCAGACCCAUCAUCUCUAUCACUCUCCCAUCCUCAAAGCUCUAGUUUUCUCUCAGAAAAAGAAAUCAAAGAUAAAACUGGAGAAGCGGGUGAUGAAUACAUGGCCACUCCAGUAUUUGUCCAUACAAAGUUACGUAAGGAGGAUCUUACUCCCCAUACUCUGUCUCAGUUGAGGAAAGCAUUGCCACAGUUUUUCAGUGGUUCUUCCUUUAUGAAGUCAAAAGACACUAAUAUUUCUCUGCAUGUCAACUCCCAAAGUAGCAAUAUGGACUCUCAGUUGCUGAAAGUAUUCCUCCUUCCAUCAAAGCACAAAGACAAUGCCUUAAAAGCCCAGUAUGAAAGCUAUGCAUCAGCCUUGUGGAAACUUCGAGAUCAGGUUUUGUCCAUGAAUGGUCCAUCAUUCUCAAGGACUGUGUCUGAACGUGACUGGCUGAAAAACUCUGCUAAGAUAUGGGAUCUUGUUAAAUCAUCCUCUAUUAUUUUAGACUAUUGUAAAACCCUCCAAAAUUCAGGCAUGUUCAGGAGGUAGUCAUUUGUCUGUUAUUUCAUUCUAAUUUGAGCUAAACGGAGAUAUCAUGCGGACUGAAGGAAACUGGGGAAUGCUUAAGCCGUUAUGUAUUAUUAGCUCACUUCGAUUUUAAGAUAAGAAAUAGAGCCUGGAUUUGUGUUGUGUAGUUGAAAUGGCCAGUUUAACAGUGUGAUUGAUUUUAGAGAAAAGGGUCAAAUAAGCCCACAUACUAACAAAAAGAAGGUCAAAUAAGCCCUUAUAUAGGAGGCUCUGUCCGGCCGUCGCCAUUUGGGGCGGUUCCCGGUGGAAUCUUUUGAUGAAUUUUUUUUAGCAUCUUACUCAUUAAGUCUAGUUUACUCAUACCAAAUUUCAACUAAAUCUUCAAUCGAGAAGGCAUUCAAAUGUAUUCUUGAAGAUAACUGCGGAAUUAGAAGCACAGUCAUCUUCACGAAUUCAUUUGAAUGCCUUCCUGAUUGAAUUGUUAACUGAAAUUUGGUAUGAGUAAACUAGACUUAUAAGAUGCUCAAAAAAUUUCACAGGGAAUUGCCCCAAUUGGCGGCGAUCGGACAGAACCUCCUAUAAGGGUUUAUUUGACCUUUUUUUGUUAGUAUGUGGGCUUAUUUGUCCUUUUUCCCUUAUUUUAUGAUAUGUUAAAAAAUCAAAGCGAAG
Cuscuta epithymum is the source of this 1963-nucleotide messenger RNA. The record is from the annotation of a GenBank genome assembly. Lineage: Eukaryota; Viridiplantae; Streptophyta; Magnoliopsida; Solanales; Convolvulaceae.